ACGCAUUUUGCGCUGUCCGGACUCCGGAGCUGACGGAACAUCCAUGGAGCUAACAGGUCAACUUCAACAUGGCGUCUAGCACAAGUGAAUCAGUAAAGCGUGAAAUCCUUCAGAGACUUCAAGAUCGACUGACAUACAUCUUUGAUAGGACACCUGUUGAUCUCGAAGGGCUACAGUUUGCGUGCCGUCAGGCUUUUGUUAUCUUGAGUGCACUGGGUGACAUUGUUGAUUUAGGGAAUAAUAUACAGUCUGCACUUGCAGACCUGAAUAGCCUUAUCCAGCAAGAGAGAGAUAAUCAACAGACAUUUGUGACCCUUGAGUUGCAAAAAUGUUGUGGACGUGGGCGUCCACGAUUGAAUGUGUCAGUAGAGGCUCUGACACAUCUGGUUGAACUGGGACUGCCAUCGAGUUGCAUCGCCAGACUCCUGGGUGUGUCUAGAGCAACGCUAUUUAGGCGGAUGACCGAAAAUGACAUUUCUAUAUCUGCUUCAUAUAGUGGCUGCACUGAUGACGAAUUGGAUUCAUUGAUCACCACAAUAAAAAGUGCAAUGCCAGAUGCUGGCUACAGUGUAGUCCGAGGUGCUCUACUUGCGAAGGGACACAGAGUGCAAUGGGAACGGGUGUAUGCAUCCAUGCAUCGUGUGGACAGUGUUGGUGUGCUCGCCAGGAUGACCCGGAUGGGAUGUGUGGUGAGGAGAACAUACACAGUUCCUUACCCUAAGUACAUGGUGCACAUUGACACCAACCACAAGCUCAUCAGGUACAACUUUGUUAUCUUUGGGGGAAUAGAUGGCUAUUCAAGGAAGAUUAUGUACUUGAAGAUAGCAGACAACAACCGGGCUGACACCCACUUGUGUUUCUUCAAUGAAGCUGUGAACGAGCACGGGUUUCCUCUGAGAGUGAGAGGAGAUCAUGGUGGAGAAAAUGUGGGAGUAGCACAAUUAAUGUUCUCAGUUCGUGGAACUGACAGUAACAGCUUCAUUGCAGGGAAAAGCGUACACAAUCAACGAAUUGAACGCCUCUGGCGUGAUGUGUUCAUGAGUGUUACGGGUGUCUUUUACAACACCCUGCACUCUCUUGAGGAACAACACCUGCUUGACAUCAGUAACGUCCUGCACAUCUUCUGCUGCCACUACGUUUUCUUGCCACGCAUCCAAGCCAACCUGGAUGUGUUCAGUGAGGCCUGGGCCAACCAUCCCAUCAGGACAGAGCAAAAUCUGACACCCAAUCAGUUGUGGCACGUGGGCCAGCACCUGAAUCCUGUUGCAGAUCCUGAGCCUGAGGGUUUACUCAUACCAGAGAUUCAAUGGGAAGAGAGUGGAUACACAAAUGAGCAUCAUACCGGGGUCAAUGUCCCUACGCUGAACUUCCCUCUCUCAGAACUUGAAAUGAUGCAACUGCAAGACAACAUUGAUCCAUUGGAAGAAUCUGAAUGUUUCGGAGUGGACAUAUAUCUCAAUACUGUCCAAUACAUUGAGAACUUAAUUGAGCACUGAUAGUUGUUACACAUUUAACAACUAUAGUAUGAUUUGUGUCAUGAUUUCAGUUAUUUGGCAAUGAUGGAAAGUUAAUCAUUUUAUAUUUACAUAGCUUAUGCUUGAUUAAGUUAAUCUCAAUUGCAUGAUUUGACAUUUUUCUUUUGACUUAUAAUUGGAAGAGAAAUGAAUGGAAGUGUUUUUAGAGAUGCAUUUUCAGUCAGGAUCAAACACCGUUUCAGAGCAACAGAAUUACAUUCAUUUUACACUCGGUAAAAAA
Trematomus bernacchii (emerald rockcod) is the source of this 1755-nucleotide messenger RNA. RefSeq lists its product as uncharacterized. The record is from RefSeq and is a predicted model, not a curated record. The coding region runs from base 69 to 1496 and encodes 475 amino acids. The transcript has 7 exons. NCBI's taxonomy places the organism in Eukaryota, Metazoa, Chordata, Actinopteri, Perciformes, Nototheniidae. Gene Ontology annotation, molecular function: nucleic acid binding.